CAAACGGUUGUGGUGGACUGAUAAGUCGGCAUCACUUCGAAGUCGUUCGCCGUCCUGAGUGGGUGCGGGUCCGGUGUAAUUCCAACCGCUUAUCGUAAGCGGUGAGCAGAGAGAAAUUCAUCAAGGCCAUUUCCAUCCUUCCGCCACCAUGUCUGACGACAACAAGAAGCGCCUGUCGUAUUGGUACUUCGGAGGGCUGGCAAGUGCUGGUGCGGCCUGCUGCACUCACCCGCUGGACCUGCUGAAGGUCACACUGCAAACGCAGCAGGAAGGCAAAAUCUCUCUACUGCAGCUGACGGGUAAGGUGGUGCGUACGCAGGGUGUGCUGGCGCUGUACAACGGCCUGUCCGCGUCUUUGUUGCGCCAGCUUACCUACUCGACGACCCGAUUCGGCAUCUACGAGGUUGGCAAACAGGCGAUGGGCAACGACUCCGGCUUCGUCGGCAAAGCGCUACUGGCCGGGGCAGCUGGUGCUGCCGGUGGUUUCGUCGGAACACCGGCCGACAUGGUGAACGUGAGGAUGCAGAAUGACAUCAAGCUGCCGCCAGAGCAACGUCGAAACUACAAAAACGCCGUUGACGGCUUGUUCCGAGUGUACCGCGAGGAAGGUUUCGCUAGAUUGUUCUCUGGCGCGUCGACAGCCACCUCGCGUGCCGUGUUCAUGACCAUCGGUCAGCUUUCGUUCUACGAUCUGGUUAAGGAUCUGCUGUUGCAGUCCGGCCACUUUAGCGACAACCUCACGACCCAUUUCCUUUCAUCACUGACGGCGGGUGCGAUCGCCACUACGCUCACGCAGCCGCUGGACGUGCUGAAAACGCGAGCCAUGAACGCAAAACCGGGCGAGUUCAGUGGCAUCUGGGAUAUCGUGCGGUUCACCGCCCGACUCGGACCGCUCGGAUUCUUCAAGGGUUACGUGCCGGCAUUCGUGCGCCUUGGCCCGCACACCAUCCUGACGUUCGUUUUCCUCGAGCAACUGCGUAUGAACUUUGGCUACCUGAAGCCGGAGUCGAAAUCUGCCAACUAGGAGCGUGACAGAGCGCGCAUCUUCCGAUACAGUUACUAACGAUUACCGUUUACGGGUUACCGCGAGCUUUUAGAGCAAUUUUGACACAUUCCACUAACGAACAAGAGCUACGAGUCACACUCAUCACAGUAGGGAAGUGAAACCGCACAGAUCGAAUACGUUACCGUGAAACGGGCGGUAUCGAACUUGUUAGGGUUUUAAUUUUCUUUUAUCUUUUUUUUGCAAAACGUGUAGGAUAACGUGUAGGAUGAAGCUCGUGGAGCCAUCUGCGACGGCAGGAUUAAAUGCUUUGCAAUAAAUAUUUAUCAAUGUUA
Messenger RNA from Anopheles nili, 1338 nucleotides. RefSeq names its product mitochondrial dicarboxylate carrier-like. The coding region runs from base 149 to 1024 and encodes 291 amino acids. Gene Ontology annotation, biological process: phosphate ion transmembrane transport; thiosulfate transport; succinate transmembrane transport. The record is from RefSeq and is a predicted model, not a curated record. Lineage: Eukaryota; Metazoa; Arthropoda; Insecta; Diptera; Culicidae. Gene Ontology annotation, molecular function: antiporter activity; malate transmembrane transporter activity; succinate transmembrane transporter activity. The transcript has 3 exons.